AUGGCUUGUAAACCUGGUUGGUUUGGAACCUUUAUCUGCCUCUAUUGCACAAUCUACACCAUCAUUUUCUUUUUUGUUCUUCUCUCAAUUGUUUUUUGGAUAGUAAUCUCCCCUUCAAGCGUGAAAUUCCAUGUAACCGACGCUACUCUCACCGAGUUUAACCUCACAAACAACAACAAUACAUUAUACUACAAUUUCAAACUCAACGUCACCGUGAGAAACCCCAACAACAAUAUCAUAGUCUAUUAUCGAAGAAUCACUGCAUUUGCUUGGUACAAAGACAAUAAUUUUGGUUAUAUCAAACUCGGACGUAAACAAGUUGAUGAGUAUAGCGAAGAGACGCGUGUUGGGAUUUACAAUGAUUUGGCAGUUGAUUUUGAUAUUAAAAUUAGAGCUAAGUUUGGAAGCUUUUAUAAGAGUGGAAGGUUUAAUACACCGGUUGUGCAGUGUCGUCGUUUGAGAGUUCCUUUGAUUUCUGCUAACUCAUCAUCAUCAUCAACCACAUUUUCUUUUAGUGAGAGAAGAUGUAGCAGCGCUUCUUUCUUUACGGAUCGUGAUGCAAAUGCAGGAGCUUGA
Vicia faba (fava bean) is the source of this 576-nucleotide messenger RNA. NCBI's taxonomy places the organism in Eukaryota, Viridiplantae, Streptophyta, Magnoliopsida, Fabales, Fabaceae. The record is from the annotation of a GenBank genome assembly.